AUGGCUGUCAUGGCACUCUUGCUGACUCUUCUCUGGCCUUUUAGCGCGAGAGCAAGGUUUUCCUCGCGAGGCUCUGCGAGCAGGCCGAGCGCUACGAUGGAAGUUGCCAACUUGAAUGGUGAACUCUCGGUGGACGAGCGCAACCUCCUGUCUGUUGCCUACAAGAACGUGGUCGGCACCCGCCGUGCCUCCUGGCGCAUUAUCUCCUCGAUCGAGCAGAAGGAGGAGUCCAAGGGCUCGGAGAAGCACGUCCAGAUCAUCCGUGAAUACCGUGGGAAGAUCGAGAAUGAGCUGGAGAAGGUCUGCCAGGAUGUCCUGGAAGUCCUGGACAACUCUCUCAUCCCCAAGGCCGACAAUGGCGAGUCCAAAGUCUUCUACUACAAGAUGAAGGGUGACUACCACCGUUACCUCGCUGAGUUCGCCUCGGGCAACAAGCGCAAGGUCGCUGCUACUGCUGCUCAUGAAGCGUACAAGAAUGCUACCGACGUCGCCCAGACCGACCUUACCCCUACUCACCCCAUCCGCCUUGGUCUCGCCCUGAACUUCUCCGUGUUCUACUACGAGAUCCUGAACUCCCCCGACCGCGCAUGCCAUCUGGCCAAGCAGGCAUUCGAUGACGCUAUUGCUGAGCUCGACUCCCUCUCCGAAGAGUCGUACCGCGACAGCACUCUCAUCAUGCAGCUGCUGCGUGACAACCUCACUCUCUGGACUUCCUCCGACGGCGGUGAGCCUGAGGCUCCCGAGGCCAAGGAGGACAAGCCAGCCGAGGGUGAGGCCGCUGCUCCCGCCGAGGAGAAGACUGAGGAGGCUGCUGCCCCGACUGAGUCGUAA
Molecule: messenger RNA, 831 nt
Organism: Rasamsonia emersonii CBS 393.64
Lineage: Eukaryota; Fungi; Ascomycota; Eurotiomycetes; Eurotiales; Trichocomaceae
Product: Multifunctional chaperone
Exons: 6
Coding region: 1-831 (276 amino acids)
Biological process (GO): signal transduction
Cellular component (GO): cytoplasm
Source: RefSeq, a predicted model, not a curated record